AUGGCUACCGCUUCUCCUACCUCGCAGGUUCCAACUUGGCUCGAACCUACCUCGGAGGAAGCUGAGGAUCUUGACGAACCUCCAGAGCGGAAACCCAAGUUUGGGAGAACUGCUGUCCGGCAGCCGCAAGACCAUGCAUCGCUGUUGACCAAGGCCAUCAUGGGUGAGACAGACGAGUCUCCGGCACGCCAAACCCACUCUAUCCUCAACAGCCAGCGCCGUCGUUCCAUGACGAGCAAUAUCAGCGUUGCUUCAACCGCUGACCUGACUAGCGACACGGGCAUGACGAGCCCAUGCCGGACUAGCACACCAAGUCCUCCAAUCCCGGAAAUGGCCGCUUUACGUUUACAUCACGAUGUUUACCAAAUAAAAAAGACACCGGCCGUCAACGCUACCGCUCCCCAACUUCCCCAACCUCCUAAGAAGCGAUGCAUUCAGUUUGCCUGCGCAGCCAUGCCACCCAUUGCUUCGGCUCAACCCAUGGUAAAGUCGCCCUCGGAAGGACAAGCUGGCAGACGGCCUUCUAUCAAGUUCGCCUGCCCAGAACGACCAGCGUCGACUCAGAACACACCUCCGAAGCUCAUGGCGGAAGCUAUUGUAUCACCUUCUUUGCCUACAAACCCUGAAUCGCCUUCCACCCCCAGGAAGCCCUCCGCACUUCCGGCAGCCUGUCAGAACACGCCCCGUUCCUCAACCCGACGUCCAUCCGACAGGGCCGCGCUGCAUCGUCCCAAGUUUCUCCGCGCCAACUCUGUAGAUCUCGUCAAAGACAGCUCUCAAUUUCAUGAGUUCGCCAGUGACAUUGCUAGGGAGGAAGACUGGAUCAGGCAACCUCCCUCAGCUGUGGCAACCAGACUCACCAUCGACGACACACUUUCCAAAGAGAAUCACUUCCGUCGCAUCGGAGCCGAGGCUGAGGAGGAAGCCGAGAUGGAGGAAAAGGAAGACGAGGAAGCCACCGAGGAUGACGAGGACUUGGAUGCUGUGGAUGAGGAUGACGACAUUGAAGACGACAUCGACCAAGACGAAGACGGAGGCAACUUUGAAGAGGAUUCCGAUGGGUACCACACAGAUUCCGAGAGCGGGUUUGCCGAAUCCGACGAAGAAGAGGAACAAGACGAAAACAUGAUGCUCUGGACUCCAAGCCACGCCACGGUUCGCAACAAGACCGUCGUUGUUGCCCCCAUCCGCCGACUUUCCCUUCAUGAGCCUCAGUCCGAUUCCUCGGCAGCAAGCGGCAACACUCGGUCGAGCAUGAGGCGGCUGAAGGUCAGACGCUCCGUCAAGAUCAGGUCCAGCACCCCGGACCUUCCCGAUAGCACAGACUUUGUCUGCGGCACACUCGAUGAGGAUAGACCGCUGGAGGAAGCCUAUCUCUCCUGCUUGGCCGCCCGCAGAAGCGAGAAGCUGCGAGUCAUCCCGCAAGACAUCGACCCGAGCUUCCCGGCGUCUGACCCUGACAAUGACGAGGACGAAGACAUUUACAAUCCCGUGCUCCACGAAAGUGACGAAAACGUAUGGGUUCAAGGCAAGAUGGAGGACCUACACCACGGGCAGCAGGAUCGGUGUCGAAGACGCAAAAAGACGGAGCAGGCCUCCCCUCGCAAGUACCGUUCACCAGCACCAGCCGCAAGGAGGCAUCAUUCUCCCGCCCCAAAGGCUCGCGGUCGUUCCCCCAAGCCGCUGUUUGGCCGUCACUCGCCCAGGAGACCAUGCUCCCCGGCCCCGAGAGGGUUCAACACUCCCUCCCAGACUCCCCGCCAGGGCCCGCACGUCCAAUUUCAUCUGGCGGGUCGCCCUGGGAUGACGAUGACGAAAUCUCUCCCUCGACCCCCCGCCAUCUUCACAGCCAUGAAAGGCGCCAAGACGACGAAGCACCAACACGUUUCUGACUGCCACCUUCGCGGCGCUAUUGACAUUGUCAAAGGUCUGGAGCAUAAGCGACAGCGCCGGAAGGAAAAGUUUUUCCAAAAAUACUGCAAUCGGGCUAGACGCGGUCAGAUUCCCGAGCGGAAGCCCCAGCCUGGGCGUGGCGCUGAGCGCAUGAAGGAGCUCGGCUUGCUCAUGGCUGGCAAGAAAGAUCAGGGCAACUAUGUCUUGUCUGUCUGA
Molecule: messenger RNA, 2109 nt
Organism: Ustilaginoidea virens
Lineage: Eukaryota; Fungi; Ascomycota; Sordariomycetes; Hypocreales; Clavicipitaceae
Exons: 1
Coding region: 1-2109 (702 amino acids)
Source: RefSeq, a predicted model, not a curated record